AUGGACAAGGGCCCUUGCUCCGGCUUAUUCCCCCGCUACUACUACAAGAGUGCGACCAAGACCUGCGAGGAGUUCACUUACGGAGGAUGCGGGGGCAACGCCAACAACUUCAAAACGCUCCACGAGUGCGAGACGCUCGAGGACCGAGUGUGCUCCUUGCCGAUGGACAAGGGCCCUUGCUCCGGCUUAUUCCCCCGCUACUACUACAAGAGUGCGACCAAGACCUGCGAGGAGUUCACUUACGGAGGAUGCGGGGGCAAUGCCAACAACUUCAAAACGCUCCACGAGUGCGACAGCAAGUGCGGAAUGACCCUCGACCCGGUCUGUGAGCUGCCGAAAAAGGUUGGUCCGUGCCGUGCUCACGUACCCCGCUACUACUACAACACGACGACGGACACUUGCGAGAAGUUCGUCUACGGAGGAUGCAAGGGCAACGCCAACAACUUCGAAACGCUUAAGCAGUGCGAGACUAGCGCAUGCCUGACGCAUAGGCGGCUUCAAGGCAUUUUGGACGCUGCGGCCUGGGUGGACGAGCCUAGCUCGUCGUUGGUGUGA
Molecule: messenger RNA, 555 nt
Organism: Rhipicephalus sanguineus (brown dog tick)
Lineage: Eukaryota; Metazoa; Arthropoda; Arachnida; Ixodida; Ixodidae
Product: actinia tenebrosa protease inhibitors-like
Exons: 5
Coding region: 1-555 (184 amino acids)
Molecular function (GO): serine-type endopeptidase inhibitor activity
Source: RefSeq, a predicted model, not a curated record